AUGGUAGUGAAGAUGGUGAUACUGUUGAUGAUGUUUUCUGAAGAUGAUAUGGAUAGUGGUGGCAUUAGUGAUGCCACACAAUAUAUGCUUCUAUACAAGUCAGCUAACACACCUAGUAAGUUAGCUGACCUCGUGUCUCGGCCAAAGGAAGCCCCCGAGAGUUUGCGUUCUACAACUGUGAAGACGGAGCAUCCCACCGCUGCCACCAGCUGCGAAACUGUCGCUUGUAAUAAUAGAGGUUUAGAAGGUGUACGUGAACUCUCUUGGGAUCCCUUGACCAGGAGGCAAGGGGAUAUCGCAGAAUUGCUGAGAGAAGCACUGAGAGAAGCGCUGAGUGAAGUGCUGAGAGAAGUGUUGAGAGAAGUGCUAAGAGAAUUACUGAGAGAAGCAUUGAGAGAAGUGCUGAGAGAAUUACUGAGAGAAGCAUUGAGAGAAGUGCUGAGAGAAUUACUGAGAGAAGCAUUGAGAGAAGUGUUGAGAGAAUUACUGAGAGAAGCAUUGAGAGAAGUGCUGAGAGAAUUACUGAGAGAAGCAUUGAGAGAAGUGCUAAGAGAAUUACUGAGAGAAGCAUUGAGAGAAGCAUUGAGAGAAGUGCUGAGAGAAUUACUGAGAGAAGCAUUGAGAGAAGUGCUGAGAGAAUUACUGAGAGAAGCAUUGAGAGAAGCAUUGAGAGAAGUGCUGAGAGAAUUACUGAGAGAAGCAUUGAGAGAAGCAUUGAGAGAAGUGCUGAGAGAAGCGCUGAGUGAAGUGUUGAGAGAAGUGCUGAGAGAAGCGCUGAGUGAAGUGUUGAGAGAAGUGCUGAGAGAAGCGCUGAGUGAAGUGUUGAGAGAAGUGCUGAGAGAUGCGCUGAGUGAAGUGUUGAGAGAAGUGCUGAGAGAAGCGCUGAGUGAAGUGUUGAGAGAAGUGCUGAGAGAAGCGCUGAGAGAAGUGUUGAGAGAAGUGCUGAGAGAAGCGCUGAGAGAAGUGCUGAGAGAAGUGCUGAGAGAAGUGCUGAGAGAAGUGUUGAGAGAAGUGCUGAGAGAAGUGCUGAGAGAAGUUCUGAGAGAAGUGCUGAGAGAAGUUCUGAGAGAAGCGUUGAGAGAAGUGCUGAGAGAAGUGCUGAGAGAAGCGCUGAGUGAAGUGUUGAGAGAAGUGCUGAGAGAAGAUCCGAGAGAAGUGCUGAGAGAAGUUCUGAGAGAAGCGUUGAGAGAAGUGUUGAGAGAAGUGCUGAGAGAAGCGCUGAAUGAAGUGUUGAGAGAAGUGCUGAGAGAAGCGUUGAGAGAAGUGCUGAGAGAAGAUCCGAGAGAAGUGCUGAGAGAAGUUCUGAGAGAAGCGUUGAGAGAAGUGCUGAGAGAAGAUCCGAGAGAAGUGCUGAGAGAAGAUCCGAGAGAAGAUCCAAGAGAAAUAGAUAAUAGAAAUGUUCGAAGGAAUAAAUACAAGGAAAUAUUAAAGAAUAAUAAAUACUGA
Molecule: messenger RNA, 1446 nt
Organism: Penaeus indicus
Lineage: Eukaryota; Metazoa; Arthropoda; Malacostraca; Decapoda; Penaeidae
Product: kinesin-like protein K39
Exons: 4
Coding region: 1-1446 (481 amino acids)
Source: RefSeq, a predicted model, not a curated record